GUCCCUACCUUCCUUCCUCCUGUUCUCCUUUACUACUAUAUUAUCUCUGUCACUCCCUGAGCAGUUAUUCCCAAUUCCUCGCGCAGACCUGGACACCCAUGCUUUCCUCGAGCCCUUCGCCCUGUGGCUCAGUGCCCAGUGGGGACCCAGAGAACCACAGGAAGCAGGUCCAGAGGGCUUAUGUUACUGAGAAAAGAACAUCCAAAGGGGAGCACUCAAAGCCCCAGCUGGAUUCUUCCAAAGCCCUGGGUCCUAAGGCCCGAAGACUAAGCCGUUUGACAGUGAAGUAUGAUCUGGGACAGCUCCAGACGUGGCAAGAGAUAGAACAGUGGGUGGAUUCCCAGCUUCAGGAGCUGUACCAGGAGCGAUUGUCCUCUGUGCCUGAGUUUGACCUAGAAGACUUCAUUGAACUCUCCACAGAAGAACAGAAAAGCAAACUGCAGGCGAUUCUCCAAGAUUGUGUCCAUCCUACAGAGCCCUUUAUCUCUAAGCUGCUUAGCCACCUCAAGAAACUCCGGAGGCUCAGCCGGCCUCAGAAAUAAAACUUUACAUACCGCCUUCCUCAACCCUAGACCUCAGCCUACUACGGACCCUGUAGGCCUCACCCUUCCUGCCUCCCAGAGCCACCCCCUCGACCUUGUGGCUUUGUGUGUGGAGAUGGGCGGGAAGCCCCCUCAGGACUCAUGGGCCAGCGAGGUGGAGGAUGAGAGAUGUCUGGACACUGCCCUAGGGGAUAUGGUGCAGAGACAGCUUCAGCAUCUUAGCAGACCGGCUGGGCUUCCUCAGUGACUGGACAAAUGACCCUGGGUCACUGUGUCUGGGGCUCUUUGGCAAGCCCCUGACUCAUGUUUUGAAUCUGGAAGGGUAAAGCCUAUGGAAAAGAUAUCAGUGUGGAGUUUUAUUAGCCCAGAGGGAAAUGGGGUGAAAGAUCAUUGGCUGUUUGUAGCAAAACACCAGAUGGACAGCACAGGGCUAUAUCCGUCACUGCCCCAGCUUUACAAUUGUUAUAAGACUUGAUCUUCACGACAACCUUGGGAAGUAGGUGCUAUUAUUAUC
Molecule: messenger RNA, 1056 nt
Organism: Vombatus ursinus (common wombat)
Lineage: Eukaryota; Metazoa; Chordata; Mammalia; Diprotodontia; Vombatidae
Gene: PPP1R14D
Product: protein phosphatase 1 regulatory inhibitor subunit 14D
Exons: 4
Coding region: 99-542 (147 amino acids)
Biological process (GO): regulation of phosphorylation
Cellular component (GO): cytoplasm
Molecular function (GO): protein serine/threonine phosphatase inhibitor activity
Source: RefSeq, a predicted model, not a curated record